UUUCUCUAUAUGAGGCUCGUUUUAAUCGUCUGGUCUCGUGCAGCUCCGUGUGGUUCACAGUCGCGCAGAUAAAGGCGCGUCGCGUCGCGUCUCUCAGGAGGCGGUGAGAUCGCGCAAUGUGUCUCUCGCAGGAGCGCGCUUUGAACUGAGAUCCGCAAUGACAGUCGGAUCUUUGAGGCUCAGUGUCACGGUGAACAACAGUCUGAGGACCCUGUGCGCGAGAAGAGCAUGAAUUCAGUGGAAACGACCGUCUACUGUUGAAGAAACUACAGGCAGUGCAUUGUGGAGGCAUUGGUGUUCUCAGUUCUUUCAUUGGUGCUGGCUUUGAGAAGUUUGGUCUUUGUGGAAAGAGGGUCUUUCAAGCAUGUUCAGUCCUCCGAGCGGAAAGCAGCAGCCGGCUGGUCCGGGCCUCACAGAUCUGCAGCUGUACAGUCAGUGGCUGGCCAGUAGACACGAGGCCAGUCUGCUGCCCAUGAAGGAAGACCUGGCGCUCUGGCUCUCUAGCAUGCUGGGUGAAGAAAUCACAGCAGAGAGCUUCAUGGACAGGUUAGAUAACGGUUUCCUGUUGUGUCAGCUGGCUGAGACUCUGCAGGAGAAGUUCAGGCAAAACGACUCAGAUGCGAAUUCACCAGGAAAGUCGAUCCCCAGCCGCAGGAUUCCCUGCCGAGCCAGUGCUGCGUCCGGUUCUUUUUUCGCCAGGGACAACACGGCCAACUUCCUGUCAUGGUGUCGAGAGGUGGGCGUGGACGACACCUGUCUGUUUGAGUCCGAUGGGCUUGUUUUACACAAACAGCCAAGAGAGGUUUGUCUAUGUCUGCUGGAGCUGGGAAGAAUAGCAUCCCGAUAUAAGGUGGAGCCACCUGGACUUAUAAAGCUGGAGAAAGAGAUCGAACAGGAAGAGAAGACGCCUGAAGCUCCGCUCUCACCCGCUCCUCCCACUUCUCAAUCUCCAUCUGCUUCUCCAUCCAUCUCUCCAUUCAACAAGACCAACUCCAGCAAGAAAAGCACCGGCAAGCUCCUGGAUGAGGCUGUGAAGCACAUUUCUGAAGAUCCACCCUGCAAGUGCCCAAAUAAGUUCUGCAUAGAGCGACAAUCACAGGGCCGUUACCGUGUUGGAGAGAAAAUGCUUUUCAUCAGAAUGCUGCAUAAUAAACAUGUGAUGGUGCGAGUUGGCGGAGGCUGGGAGACAUUCGAGAGCUACUUGCUGAAGCAUGACCCAUGUCGCAUGCUCCAGAUAUCUCGUGUAGAAGGCAAGAUCUCGCCCAUCUCAGGCAAAUCUCCCAACAUCAGAGACCUCGCGCCCGACAGCUACCUGGUAGUGGCGGCCCACUACAAAAGCAAGAAGUAAAGAAGAAGUGGACUAAAUAAAACAAUGACUUUUAAUGUAGCAUUGAAGCACAGCUCACUGGCUAGCCACUGACACAUUCACUUCCACUGGCUUUUAGAACUACCAUGUGUUAAAAAUCCCAAAACCAAGUCAUGAUAGUGUAGAUCAGCUAGUCUGUGUAUAACAAAGAUACAGGAGGAACCGGAAUACACAAACAAUGGCUUUCUCGUAUACCAGCUUCAUUCUUUUAUUUUUAAUCCCUUUUUGUUUUUUACUGAUUAAAUAUAAAUUGCAUAAUAACCUUAUAAUUCAAUCAUGUCUAUACAGAAUGAAAUCGCUGGAUGAAUUCAAGUAUUCACUUCUACCCUGGUGGCUAUUCUUUUUAGUGCUUCUUAUAUUAUUUGUAUUAAUGAUUUUAUUUUUUUUUUUAUUUUUUUUAUGGGGUAUUAUGUAAAGUUUGCUUUUUUCAAGUGAUUAAUAAAGUAACUCAUUACUUUUAAAUAUCGGAGUUACUUUCUCUAAUAAGUUGAGACAUUGGGAAUGAGGUGCAGAGGCACUUCCUUCAGCCUGAUUUCUGGUGUGAAAGUGCCUUAACAGUUAGCAAAAUAUAACUUUUGGGUUUUUUUGUUAUUAAAAACAAAGAAUUAAACCCAGUCUUAAUCUUUCCCAACACUGUUCAUGCCAAACAUAGGACAGAAUGGGACUAAGUGUGAUGUAAAUGACUAUAUUUAUGCAAUGGUGGUUUGAAUAUCAGAGAUCUCCUGCUGGGACAAUCCAGUGAGCGACAGCUCUGUAGCUCAAAGGAGAAUGACCAGGUUGGAAACCUUGGAUUGCAACAUCAGUGCAAGACAGAAGAGCAUCUCCUGAAGUCAUCCAAGCACAGGAAUCUCUUCUCAUGAGUUCAGUGUGUAAUCCAGUCUCCACAGACAAUAACUCAGUUCAGUAUUGGGUGUAAUCUCACAUUCAAAGCAUGAAUGUGCAAGCAACAAAUCUGCAUUGAAAGCAUUAUUUCUGGUUAAUAAUGUACCAGGCUCUCCAUGGACUUUUCCAGCACCUUGUU
Carassius auratus (goldfish) is the source of this 2387-nucleotide messenger RNA. RefSeq names its product growth arrest-specific protein 2. Bases 365 to 1348 code for a protein of 327 amino acids. The record is from RefSeq and is a predicted model, not a curated record. Gene Ontology annotation, cellular component: actin filament. The transcript is spliced from 9 exons. Gene Ontology annotation, molecular function: microtubule binding; actin filament binding; cytoskeletal adaptor activity. Gene Ontology annotation, biological process: actin crosslink formation. NCBI's taxonomy places the organism in Eukaryota, Metazoa, Chordata, Actinopteri, Cypriniformes, Cyprinidae.